AGUGACCCUUGUGGUAUUACUACUCUCGUUCUCGUUGUGAUAAAUGAAAAUACGCGUUUCAAAAUGGUGGUGUGAUGAAAGUGAUUAAAUGGAAUAAUUUUAGUUCGUUCGAAUUGUAUUUGCUGGUCUAAUAUCGUGUUAUUAAUUUUAUAAGUUGACCAAUAGAGGAAACUACUUAGUUGCAGUGUGUCCAGAGAGUCGUGCGCUGGUGAUUGGCUGUGGCAUGGCGGAGGACAGGGAAGAUGGCAGCCCUGAGGAUGCAGAUAAGGGGCAGUUCGAGGUGCUGGACGAAGUGGGGGAGGUGGAGGGCUGGGAUGACGACAUGAUGCCCGACAUGUACGAAGAUGAGGAUGAGCAAGAUGAGAAGGAAGAAGACGGAGAUGAGCCAGGCAUGAAGGAGGAUGACAGCGUCAAGAAAGACAUGAAAGAAGAUGACGGGGCCAAGAAAGAUAUGAAGGAAGAAGACAGGAACAAGAAAGGUGUGAUGGAAGAUGACGGUACCAAGAAAGGUAUGAAGGAAGAUGAAGGGGCCAAGAAAGAUAUGAAGGAAGAAGACAGGAAUAAGAAAGAUGUGAAGGAAGAUGACGGUGCCGAAAAAGGCGUGAAAGAUGAUGACGGUGUCAAGAAAGGCGUGAAGGGAGAUGAUGUCGCCAAGAAAGGUAUGAAGGGAGAUGAUGUCGCCAAGAAAGGUAUGAAGGGAGAUGAUGUCGCCAAGAAAGGUAUGAAGGAAGGUGAAGGGGCUAAGAAUGAUAUGAAGGAAGAUGAAGGGGCCAAGAAAGAUAUGAAGGAAGAAGUCAGGAACAAGAAAGGUGUGAAGGAAGAUGACGGUGCCAAGAAAGGCGUGAAAGAUGAUGAUGGCGUCAAGAAAGGCGUGAAGGGAGAUGACGUCGCCAAGAAAGCAGUGAAGGAAGAUGACGGCGCCAAGAAAGCAGUGAAGGAAGAUGACGGCGCCAAGAAAGGCGUGAAGGAAGAUGCCAGCGCCAAGAAAGGUGUAAAGGAAGAUGAUGGGGACAAGAAAGGUGUGAUGGAAGUUGAUGGAAUGACAGAGGCUUUGUCCCAGUGUGACAGGGAGCUUGAAGCAAGGACCCUAAACAGUGACAUCAUUAUUGAAAUUGAUAUAACAGAUGAUUUUGACACUGAUAUAAAAGAGCAGAUUGUGAUUUUAUCGGAUGAUGAUGCUGACACUAUCAAGGGUUCUCAGAGUAAGGAAUUAUCUGUCAGCAAAGAUGCAAAGCUAUUUAAGGAUUCCCCAAAAGGUAAAAAUGAAAUAUCUGUGAAAGAAAUUACUAGUAAAGAUGAAAAGUCAUCUAAACAGUCUUCUUCCAUGGAAGAUAAAAAGUCAUCAACACAUUCCUCUAUCAGUAAAGAUGAAAAGAUAUCAAAACAGUCCUCCAAAACUGAUGAAAAAUCACAAAAACUUUCCUCUACCAGUACGGAUGAAAGGUUAUCGAGAGAUCCCUCCAAAAUGAAAGAUGAAAAGUCACCAAAACAAUCCUCUACUGUUAAAGAUGAGAAGUCACCAAAAAAAUUUUCUAAAAGCAAAGAUGAAAAGAUAUCAAAAGAGUCCUCCAAAACUGAUGAAAAGUCACAAAAACUUUCCUCUACCAGUAAGGAUGAAAGGUUAUUGAAAGAUCCCUCCAAAAUGAAAGAUGAAAAGUCACCAAAGCAAUCCUCUACCAUUAAAGAUGAAAAGUUAUUAAAAGAAUCCUCAAAAACAAAAGAUGAAAAGGCAGCAAAACAGUCUUCUAGUAAAGAUGAAAAGUUACCAAAAUUGUCCUCUGAUGGCAAAGAAGCAAAGUCUUCUAGUACUCAGUCAUCUGGCAAGGAUAAGAAAGUAUCUGAUCAUUCUGCAAGUGCCAAAGAUGGGAAGUCUUUGAGUAACCAGUCAUCUGCUAAAAACGUUAAACACACCAAUAAAAUUGACUUAACGAGUAGUGAAGAUAAACGAAAAAACAGUGUUACUAAGACUCUGGAUGAUAAGAAAAAGACUGACACAAAGAGUAGUGAAUCUCCGAAGCAGAUAACGGGCUCGGGACUCAAGAGGAAGGGCAUAGGCACGGCAGUAAGAAAACCAGAAGAGAAAAAGAUCAAGCUUUCUGAUGAGAAGACCGACUACAAGAAAUUUAUGUCUGAUGAAGAAAUUGAUUUUUCAAUCUUGGACCCAAAUAAAGCGUUCAUGGUCAUGAGGAAGCAGUUCGUGAAGACGAUGAUCGCGCUGUCGGAGGACCUGAAGUGUAACCGCGACUACCGGCGCUGGGCGGAGAAGCGGCGCAAGGACGGCAUGGUGUUCCCCGUGUUCGACCUGAAGCAGCCGGCCGAGCCGACCCUGCUGAGCCGGUGCCAGCUGCUGAGUGGCUACGAAAAAUCCUCGACCAAGUUGUGUUUGGGCUUCCCACGAAACAAUGAUGUCAUAAGAUUCUGGUCCGGAGAAAAGAAGUUUGUUCCAAAGAUCAAGAGCGUCGUCAGGGCAUUCGAAGACGUGAUGCGGAGCUGCGGCAAGCCGCUGUGGGACCCCGUCUCGCAGCAGGGCUACUUCCACGGCCUGUCUGUGGUCGCCAACGUCAGGGGCAAGGCCGUCCUGCAGGUGGACGUGUUCGGCGCCACGGAGCGCGAGGCGGAGGCCCGCUUCUCCGAGGUCAAGGACAUCCUGCUGACCGGCUUCGGCUCCAGGAAGGUGGACCAGCACGCCCUCGUCAGCAGCAUCUACGUCGGGCUCGUGGUCGGCAAGAAGACCCGCGCCGCGGAGAGGACGUCGGUGCGAUGCAUAAUGGGGUGUGGCUUCAUCGUUGAAAGUGUUGACGGCAUGAAGGUGAACGUCUACCCCUGGUCGGGCUUCUCGACCGGCACCUGUGCCAUGACGACCCUCUGCGAAGAGAUGACGAAGAUAGUGCGGCGGGAACACUGCGACAUCGUCGUGGAGAUCGGCUGUGGGACUGGCGUCAUCGGGCAGGUUCUCUCUCGGCACUGCUCGACGGUGCUCGGCGUGGACACUGCGGAGUGCAUCGCCGAGGCCAGGGUCAACGCCGAGGGCAACGGCCUGAGCAACUGCACCUACUACGACGGCCGGGUCAAGGACGGGCUGGCCAAGGUCGCAGAGGCGAUCCGCAACAGCAAGACCCCGGUGCUGGUGAUCGUCAACGGGUUGUUCUGCGACCUGCUGGACGAUACAACCGUUCCUUGGCUGAAACGGACCAGUAAAGUGCACAAACUUGUCUACAUUAAGACACUGAGAACCACCAACUUACUUCAAGUCACAAGUUUGUGUACCCCAGGAAAGAAGUUGAGGUAUCACAAUGGUGAUCCUCUGCCGUAUUUGCCCUUGUAUGCUUUACCUAUCAGCCUAGGUACUAGAAACUUUGCUGCCAUUAUCGUCUUGCAACACGUGGAAAUUAACUUCAUUAAGGAGUUGUACCAUAUUCGAGAUGAUUACCCGGUACAAUAUAUUCCAAUUGCAGUCUCAGAAAAUUCCAUACCAUUCAUGGUAGAAGACACCAAAGAAAUGACAAAAUUUGCUAAGAUGCCAGCAAACAGGAACAGAACUGACAUGAGAAAUGGUCCUAGGAACAGAAGCUUAUCUGGUAGUGGUGGGCCUGGAAAGAGAAGUCAAGAUCGUGACGGGAAUUACAGAAACGAGGCAGUUGGUCGUAAUAGAAGUGACUCGCAACAUUUUGGGGAUUGUAGCAAUACCAGAGAAGAAGACCAUUCAAGUUUAUCCAGGAACGUGUGGAUGAACGAGGAUGGUUUGCUGACGACUCGAAUUGAUGCCUCGGAACAUGGCAGUGGCUUGCCACCUCGAGAUCUGAGAGAUGUGCUACAAAGUCGCUCAGGGCACCAUCACCAAGACAGCUUGUUGGAUGGAGGCUACACUGCAUCUACAGAUGUGAAAGAUUUAAGAACAGUUAUACAAGGAAAGCGAAUGUACGCAGAAAGACAUCUAGAUGUUGCAGACAAUAUUAGAGAUGAUAGGUACUUUGAUGAUGUAACUAAUGAUAAAAAGAGAAGGCUGGACAGCUCUAGCUUUGCGUACAAUGUUAUUUCUCCAGGGACCGAAGAUCUCAGACAAGUUUUACAAGAAAAGAAAGUGAUGGGUGAAAACAUUUCAGUUAAAGAUCGGAACAUGCUGAGUAGAGAUUUUCAGGGGAGAUCUAUGGGGGAUGGCAGAAGUCACUACAUUGUUCGAGAAAAUAAUGAUCUGCGAUCUUUCUUAGAAGAGAACAGAGCAACGCACAACAAUGAAGUAAAAGACCCUUUCAGAGAUUCCGCUAGGCUACCCCAUGAUGUAGAAAACUGGGGUGGUGCUCAUCCGAGUAUGAAUUUCAGAGAUGCUCGUUCUGGAGGCAGCCUCUAUCCUACGGAUGACUGGAGGGAUAUGUGUAGAAACAAUGAACCAGAAGCAUUCCCUCUAGUAAAAGACAGUAGUGUAUUCGAGCGAGAUAUAGGCAACAAAAUGAACGUGAGAGAGUUCGAAAGGAAGAAGGUAUUGUUUUCUAGGGAGGGAAAUUCACGAAACAUUAACUUUAGUCAUCAUGCUUCUGGCACAGGUAGGUCGUAUGAUGAUGCCGAGCUUGGUAGGAAGGCAACACGAGCAAAGAGAGACGAUAUUGCCUCGGGUUUUAUGACGGACGUGCGUGGCAUUGGUAGAAUUGGGGCAAGUUGGAAGACCAGGAAUGUGCAUGAUAGCCUACGUGAUAUGGAAAACAUUCAUGACAGUUUCAGCAAGUUUGAUGCUUACAUGAGCAAAUCAACAAGUCACAAGGACCAUCGGCAUGGUGGCAAACCUAGACUAGAAUUUGACCAGUCUUUUCCGAGUGCAGGUGUGAAAACUAUUAGACAUGCAUUGUCCCCAAAUUCUAAACAUCAUGUAACAAGUGACAUUUUAAGAGAAAAUCAAUACCAUUCUAGUGAUGUUAAAGCAAGUUUUUAUGGUGAUGCAGAUGAAAGGAACAAGAAUUCUCAGUGGCUUGCUUAUGAUGACAGAAAUAUUCCAAUUAUUAGUGAUCUUGAGAGAAAUAGAACUACUUUUGAAACUGAGUCGAGCAGAACGUUUGAUGAAUCUGGCAGGAAUAGAUUAAUAAUGGAUGGAAGUGAAAGGAAUAGAACAUUUGGAUCUGGUGAAAGAAUUUUUGGCGGUGGGGAUAGAACAGAAGCAAUUGUUGAUGGGCCCAAUGACAAAAAUAGAAAUAUUUUUGGUAGACUUGAGGACAGAAAGAUGUCAGUGUUUGAUACAACUGAUAUUCAAAAAAGACUACUGGUUGAAGCAGGGGUUAUAAACAGACCAAUUUAUGGUGAGUUAGAGGACAGGGAAAGGUCAUUAUAUGGUGAGCUAGUCAAGAAAAGGUCGUAUGGUGAACCAGAAGACAGGAAAAGGUCACGUUAUAUUGAAAUAGAGGAUAGGAAGAGACCACUUUAUGGUGGGCCAGAGGACAAGAAAAGGUUACUGUAUGGUGAAACGAAUGACAGGAAAAUGUCAUAUGGUGACUCAGACAGGAACAGGUCAUUGUAUGGUGAACUAGGGGACAGGGAUGACAGACACAGGCCAUUACUUGGUCCUCCAGAUGUAAGCAGCAGAUCAUUACAUGGUCCACUAGAGGACAGGAACCCUUCUUUACAUGGUCCACUAGAGGACAGGAACCGGUCUAUGCGUGGUCCACCAGACAGGAACCGGUCAAUACAUGAUCCACCAGAGGACAGGAACUGGUCAAUGCAUGGUCCACCAGAAGACAGAAACCGGUCAAUGCAUGGUCCACCAGAAGACAGGAACCGGUCAAUGCAUGGUCUACCAGAAGACAGGAACCGGUCAAUGCAUGGUCCACCAGAGGACAGGAACCGGCCAAUGCAGGGUCCACCAGAGGACAGGAACCGGCCAAUGCAGGGUCCACCAGAGGACAGGAACUGGUUAAUGCAUGGUCCACCAGAUGACAGGAACAGAUCUAUACAUGAUCCAUUAGAUGACAGGAACAGAUCUAUACAUGGUCCACCAGAUGACAGGAACAGAUCUAUACAUGGGCCAACAGAUGACAGGAACAGAUCUAUACAUGGUCCACCAGAUGACAGGAACAGAUCUAUACAUGGUCCACCAGAUGAAAGGAACAGAUCUAUACAUGGUCCAACAGAUGACAGGAACAGAUCUAUACAUGGUUCAUUAGAUAACAGGAAUCGUUCUACACAUGGUCCACCAGAGGACAGGAACAGGAUAUUACAUGGGCCUCCAGAGGACCGAAAUAGAUCUGUCUUUGAUAAGACAGAUGGUGUAAAUAGACCUGUAAUUGAUGGAAAUAUUGGCAGAAAACUGUCAGCUACUGGAGUAACUGAGAGAAAUAGGCAAAAGAUUCAAGAAUUGGACAGAAACAGAGCAAUGACUGCUAAAAUGGAGAGAGAUGAAGCACAGUUUAGUGGAAGAACAGAUAUAAAUAGAUCUAGUUAUGCUGUGGACAGUAAAGUGUCUGACUAUGGUAGGGGUUAUGGGAAUAAGGAUCCACUUGUCGGUAACGAACCUGUGAGAACUCGUUCAUAUAACGUCAAAAACUAUGUGGACCACAAAGUCUCUUACAAAAAAGAGGAUGUAUCAUCAAUCAACAACAAUCAACAGCAUAGUAAAACAAGUCAUAUACCUCCAUUACUGAAGGAUUUCGUCAAGGACACAGUAAAAACGUUUGAUAGAAUCAUCGAUAAACGACAUCACCCUUUGGAAAAUGCUAAACAGUCUGAUAAACAUACUAAACAAAAAACUAGACAGUGUAAAAGAACACUUAAGGCAACACAACUUAAAAAUAUUGAUGCUCCGCUGUUGCAACCAUCUUACAUUCGCCAAGAAGCUCAGGAGAGGAAGAAGAAGUCAGUAACUGAAGCAGACUCGAAGUUUCAGAGUGCUGCUUACGAAAACAGGGCGAGCGACAAGAAGUACGCGGAAGAGGCUGCGGCGAGUCGUGAUAGGUCGCUGGGUGGUGCGAGCAGAGACUGGAGCAAGUCGGGACGCGGCUCGUGGAGCCGCGGCGAGAACGUCAGGUCGCAUCAGUCUGCCGACAAAAAGCAGGAUGUGCGGGGCCACGUCUCGGGAAGUGCUUCUGGCCCGGCGCCCGGCUACCAGCCCAUGUCGGCCUCCGACAAGGCCCCGAUGUACAGUGACUUGCAGGGGGGAGGCUCGGGUGUUUGGAGAGGGGACGGCGGUGAUGGCAUUUGGGGCACGCCGGGCAGUUGGAACACGCCAGGCAAUUGGAAUCCCGCCGCGGGAGGGGCGAGUGCGCAGAGUGAUUGGAAUGCGCAGAGUGGUUGGAGUGCGUCUGGCAGCUAUACCAAUGUGCAGUCUGCAAACACGGGAUACACGUGGGGAUGAACUGUCAGAUGUUUGGUCCUGUGGAAUCGUGUGAGUUAUCAGCUUGUAGUGAUGAACCGUAUGAAUCUGCUUGUACAGAAAUAGUGUUUGUGCAGUGUUCUGUCUUUUUUUUUUUUUUUUUUUUUAGUGUUGUAACAUGUUAAUCUCAAAUUCAUUCACUUGUGUAUUAAUAGUUUUUUUUGGUAUACCACUAACACAAGUGAACUGUGUAUAUCAAAUUUUUUUAGAAUAAAUGAAAUACUGGUAGCUUUUUUCACAGCAUUAACUUAAUUUAAAAACCAUUUAUUUAUUGAAAGACAAAAAUUUGAUAGAAAAAAAAAUAUUAGUUUGAAUAUCUGUUUUUAUUUCAUAAACAACAUGGCUUUUAACAUGAAACUGUGUUUGCCUGAAUUCUAAUUGCUGAGGUAUUAAGUGAAUUGUCUAAAACUUUGAACAUAAGAAAAAUUCAAAUACCUUGCGGGAUCAUUAUGCUUUACCUUUAUUGCAGUGUUUUUGAUGUGUAACAUCUUAGCUCUGUGUAUACUGCAUUUGGUGGGAGUAAUUUUGUGAAUGUGACGGAAAUGUGUAACAGGAUGUAGGAAGAAGUGCGCGCCAUUCAAAUUUUCAUUUUGCCUGCAGUUGGUGCUUGUGCUGUUGCGUGUCAGCGAAAGAUAGAAAGAGUAAAAAAAGACAGCUGUUUGCUGUUCGUUCUACUAACGUUAGUUUUGAACAGCGGGACUUUGUGGCAUGUAGAUUUUCUGAUGCGUAAUGAAUAGAUUGUAAAAUAAUUUAUAAUAUAUUAUAUAAAUUUGAUAAUUUUAUAAGUGUUUUAUUAAAAUAUUGGUUUUGUUAAAAUAUAAUUUGUGACAAAUUCAUUCCUGGACGUUAUUUGUAUAAAGUGAGUAUUAAUAAAUAAGUUCUGUGAUUUAUAUUAUAAUUUUUUUUUUUUUUGAGGUUCAUCCAUUUUAAUAUCGCUUUAAUACUUUUAAAAUUGGUGAAUAUGAAAUCGACAAAUUAAAUCUAAAACAAAUAAAUUCCUUAGUAAUAAUAUUUUCCUGGAUCUAUAAGAUUAUUAUUAUUAUUAUUAUUAUUAUUAUUAUUAUUAUUAUUAUUAUUAUUAAACUGCUGAGUGAAUAAAGAUUAGAGCACAUGUGAGAAAACAGGUGAUGUAAGCAUGAGGAAAAAUUUCAAACUGUAGGAGUAGGGCCAGAAAAAGCUGCUCGUAACAGCUCAAAGUAACUAGAAUUUUGCUCGUUACAGAGGUUAGAUGUUACACAUCACUGGCAAGUAAUUUUUAAUUUGCUCUUUGACUAUCUAUAGUGACUAUAGUUUAACAAGAGGCGCUAGAGGUAAACAACAAAAUGAAACGUAUACAAAAGUAGCACAUCACAUACUAUCAUGUUCAUGUAGAUAUUACUUUUGUUGUGGGCAGCUGCUUAGACUUAAAAGGCAAGGCAAUUUUAAAUUAUAAGAAGAAUAAAUUAUUAUAUGUUAUUUAAUGUGUUCAAUAUAUUUUAGAUGACUUAAGACACUAGAUUCUGUAGCACUGAAUCACAUUUGUCGUGGUGUUCCUUUGCGGUCGCAGAUGGUUGCUGUUUCAAUUGCGUCUUUUGGGUGCUGAUGUUGCCAUGUUUUUCGUAUCCAUCUUGCCAUAAGUUAAUUGGAACUCUAUGAGAAUCACAAGAUAAGUUGUAACAGCUCCCACAAUCUGCAAAUGAUAACUUGUUAAUAUACAUUUGUGGUUCAAAUGUGGUUAGAUCAUAUCACACAUUCUGAAAAGAAGCUUUAAUAUUUGGUAAUAAUAUACUAAGUUUUAUUAGAACUAAACCCAGUGUUCUCCUGAUUCUAAAAUGCCUAAAUUCAGAUUUUUAAGUAAUCAGAAUCAGCUAUCUUCUAAUUGCCAAACAAAUCAACAAUUAAUUGUUUACUGGUUUUUUUUUUUUUUUAUAUAAGUGAGCUGUAACAAAUAUUUAUUUUGUGCUGUAUAAAGUACAGAUAGUAAUAAAAGUUAGGAUUUGAAAUGUUUGUGAAAAAUUUUAGCACACAAAGUUAUUUUAUUGCUAUUUCAUAAUUUUGUGUAAUUUUUGUUUAUAAGGAAAUUAUAUUUGGGUGUGCUAUGUAAUUUAUAAGCAAUUCAUCAGAUACGUGCUACAUAUCUGAUUUUGUUUCAACUACAUCUGGUCACUAAUUAGUAAUUAUGGUUCUGUGUUCCAGUAGCUGGGUAAUGCAUGCGAAUUUACUUGACAUGUUCCAGUUUUUAAAUAUUGGUUUAUAAAAAUUUGAAUUUAGCAAUGAAUUGAAAAUACACAAGUGCAGGUGAGGCAGAGCCUUAAGAAAACUAAUUAUUAUUACAUUUGGAAAAAUUGAGUUUGCAAUGUUAUCUCCUUCAACGUAUGAUCCUUGAGAAGCUAUUCAGCGAUUCCACUAAUUGUUCCACUCUUCAUAGCAGUGGGCGAAGUCAUUUUCUGCAAGUCUGCAGAGCGCGCUCAUCACGGCUUGUUGCAUGUUGUCGAGAGUCCCAAAAUGAGUCCGCUUGGGAGAGCCAGAUCUGGGCUGUAGAGUGGCUGUGGAAGUGUUGGUACAUUUUACUGAGCCAGAAAUUCGCAUAUGGACAGGGUAGUGGGGCAGGAUGUGUUGUGAUGAAGCAUGCAUGAGCAAAUUACAUGUGAAAAUAAUGUUAAUUUUGUUUUUUGAUGCAAAAAGAGUGUUUCACAAGGAGUGUGUAUUUCAAAGUACACUGUAAACAAUAUAGCUUCUCAAGAAUCACACUUUUGAAGUAGAUAACAUUGCAUUGUAAUUCAUUUCUUAUAAAUAUGAAUUUUUGAAAAUCAAUGAUUAGUGAUUAAUCAGUUGUUUUGCCAUCAGUUGCUCCUUUUAAAAUAAAUUAAAAUCACAAUAAUAUUCAUUUGUAGGUCCAAAAUUGAUAAUGCAAAUUUAGUGUGUACAGUAACUUGCAUAGUAGGCAAAAUAGUCAGACACAACUCAAAUUAUUUUUAUCAACUAAGUGCAACAGCUCCUAGUAUGUCUGAAAAACUGGGUUUUUUUGAGUUCUGUUCACCUCGAAACAUAGUUGCAUACACUUAAAUAUGGCUCUAGUCUGGAUCCUGGCUGUAAGGUGGCAUAAACUGUCCAUGGAAAGUGAAGUUAGACUGAGGCACAAGAAGCCAUUUGGGCACGUUGGUACGAUGCUGGGCCCACGUUGCAAGGGACCCUAUCCCGGCCAUCCAUAUUUUGGUUUUCUUAAAAUUACUCCAGAAAAAUGCUGGGAGGUUUCUUACAGUCGCCCAUGGCAGAUUCCUUCCUGUUCUGUGCUGUCAUAGUUUGUUAUUGACUGUAAUAACUAUAAGACAUUAAGUCCAAAAAAAAAUUAAGAAUGAGGCACUGGGAAGAAGCAAUGAUUGAAUGCAUUGGAAGAGAAAGUAGGAGCACCCAGAGGAAAACUACUGUAUCAGGAAAUGUUUACUUCCCUUUUUGCCUUCAAAGGUCCAGGGUGGAACCCAUGUCACCAAGUGGAGCCUGGUUACGUGGUGAUUAUGUGGGUGAAUGAUUCAUCGCAACAAUAUUUUUUGGUCUAGCAGCAAACUCAAACAUUGGUUGAGUGUCAUAUGUUAACUAAUACAACCUGUGGGUUGAAGUUACCGUACUCUGGAUUUACCUAUCACACAGAUGUCGGCUCUGGCUGUGGCCAUUACUACAGCACUGAUGACGAGGGUAAAUAACAACUCACCGAGUGGAUGAACGUGUAGUCUAGGUCGAAGAAACCGCAGGCGGUGAACUGAAUUCUUCUGUGGAGUAGCUGCAUUGAGAAUAGCUGUAACUGACGGACACAAUUUCUGUUAAUGUCAGCGUUUAAAUGUUAAGUGUAUACUGACGUUGAGCUCUUAUGUAAUGAAAGGUUACAUGGCUAAACUACAAUUUAUCUAGCAUGAUAUAAAGCAUACUCUAAAAAAAAAGUUUAGAUCCUGUUUCUUUGUAAAGAGGCUUAUGGUUACGACACCUUUUUGUGUCCCAACUUUGUUCCUACUCGCCAAGAGAGCAUUGUGCCUCGGCAGUCGUGGCUACCGAAGACAAGGUAGGAACUCCAGAGUUUGGACAACCAGCCGAGAUCUGAAGUACAUUAAUGAAGGGGAUUGGAGAGCUUUCCUGAUAAAACCCAUCUCAUUUUAAAACAUUCCAGGCGGACUCUAGCUGAAGUACCUGGCCCGGGCUAAGCACUUCGUAAUAUGAGGAACAUCACUGCCGAGUUUGAAGUCUGUAGGACAUACACUUGAAAAACUGUAAAUCUUGAUUUUAAAGUGUCAUUGAUUGCACAAUCUUGGUACAUCAAAGCUACUCAUCAGCAAAAUCUGGACGCAAGUCUUCAGUUUCAUUUUGUGGGAAGGCAGGUAAACCCUAGGCAAGACGUGACGGACGCACCAAACUAUAGUGAGUUACAAAUUCAAGGCAAUGCCAUCUAUUAGUAAAAUUCUAAACUAAACUGUUAUUAGCGCCUUGAGUUCGCUAGCAGCCACGAGCUUCACUAAGCAGAUGGGUUUCGCCUAGGAUAGGAAGUUGCCAGACCUUACUAAUUGACUGUGUGGCAGACAUAGAGAUGACACAAUCUCACUGUUUGUGUGUCUAUGGUCUACCUCCUAUGAGUUUCUAUUAUAAAACUGGAUUUACCCCUUUUUCACUCCCUUAGGGAUGGAAUUUCAGAUUACAUGUAUUAUACAGAUUAGUAUGUCACAGUUCUGUCCGUUGCUGCGUGAAAGAAGGUCUAACAGACAAACGCUCUUUCGCAUGUAUAAUAUUAGUAGAGAUAAUUGACGAAUGUUCUUUUCUAUUCUAUUAGUUAAAGCAGAUUUUUACCACAUCGAACAGAUUUUGGGUUUAAAAUGUUUGGAGCAAAACACAUGACCACUAGUUAGUUCCUGAUAAACAUGAGCUAAAUCUGUACAAAAAGUUAUUCAGAAUGUGAAAUAUUAGUAACCCUUACUUUGGGAUUUGGACAUUGUCUAAUUAGACAAUUACCUGAUUUAAAAAAUUUUUAUAAUUACAACCAUUAGACAUUGCAUUGUUUUCCUGUUGUGCCUGACCUGUUCUUAUUUUAAGUACCCUACACAAAAAGAUAUGGAAUACUGCGAAUGUCUCAGAGUGAGUUUUCUUUGCAAACUGAAUUGUAGCCUAACCUUCAUGCACGUAAGAUCAGUAAUGGUAGACUUUCAAUGUAGGCUAAAUUGUACCAUUAUAUAUUGUAUAACCAAAUACGCCUUCUUUGCUCUGAGGUGGUCAUAAGGCAAAACAUAGCUGACUGCCAUUUACCUCUUCUUUUGUCCUGACUUCACAUUCUUCAUUUAGUAGCUUAUGCACGAUGCUGCUCGUUGAAUUUGCCUGAAACAGUGUACAGUUUGCGACUAGAAGCUUGGAUCUUCAUAUUAUGUACGUGGGAAAAAAGAUUUUUACAGGCUAACGUUAUAAAAGUUUUGAUUGUAUGUCCAUUAAAAACAGUUAGGUAGCUCAUAUUGACUUUGAGUGAAAGACGUGUAAAACUAUUUUUGACAGAGUAUAAGUAGCAUAAAGAACAAAAAUGACAUCUUGGCCUGCAUAUUUUCCAUUUUCCCCACUACAGCAAGCCAUCGACACGUGAUGCAAGGAACAGCUGUUUAGCCACCAGCUGAUACAGUAAUCCUAAAAUACAUCUUGUUGUACACACUUUACCAAAAAUCCAGAAAAAUUGUCUGGACUGUCUACGUUUGAAAUAGGUAGUUAAAUAAUUAAUAAUAGUUUUUUGUGCUAGAGCAACUUAUUUUAUAACAAGACUGUUUACAGAAAUUUUAUUUCAGAAAUUGUCAACCUUUAUGCCAUACUUCAAACAAGAAAGGUCACAAACCAAGUUUUUACUAUGGUUUUAAACAAAUAAUUAGCUUUUCCCCUAUUUUCUAAAUAAAAUUAAAAAAAUAGUGGUCUUCAUACCUGCAACUUCAUGUAGCUUAUUUGCUUGGUUUAGUACUUCAUGUUUAAAGACUGGUAAAAAAAUGGGGGGAAAAGUUGUAUAUUUUCAGUAUGUUUCAACUGUCCAGAAAACCAAUUCACAAUUUAAAUCUAAUUACAGUUAUACUUGUGGCUGUACUGAUACAGAAACACAACCAUGAUACUUGAUUACUGCAAGAAAGUGACAAGUUGGAGCAUGCUUCGAUCUGUGCUCCUCUCGAAUGUUAAAACUUCCAUGAAGUCACUACGUAGUGCACAAGCAACAAAUGACCUCAGACUAUUUAUGACUUGUAUCUGUCUUGUCUUGUAUCUAUCUACAUAUGUAUAUAAGUCCCACUUUUGUUUUUAUUUUUUAAUAUAUGUUAUAUAAUUUAAUGUAUCAAAACUGUAUAUUAAUUGCUACUGUAUAUGAUUUGCUGGUAGCACCAUGACAAAAUAUCCGCUGUACUGAAUUUGAGUUCUGUAUGUGAGUGUCCUAUGUGUUUUGUAUUGACAACUCCCCUUCAGGCUGCCUGGAGAAAUGGAGGCUUAUAAAUAAAUAAAAAAAAUAAAUAAAUAAAUGUGUGCUUUAUGCUUUACAGCUUUGCAACCACACAGCUUGGGACAGAGGGUGAUUGUGCGAGACAUUCUUAGAGAAAGAAAUGAGACAGCCAUUACUGUGGCACCGUUAAUUACAUGUACCUACUGUCAAAUGGGGCGUAUAGGAUCAAAUGUUUGUAACAUAUUUUGAAACAUAUAGCAGAAAAAAUUAAUAGCUACAUUGUUCUGAUAGUUUUAAUACAUGGUUUUAUGUAUAUAAUUAUUUUUUGCUACUGCUGACCCUUUUCACCCCAUUUUAAGGUACAAUAUAAUCUUGUUAAGUCUAUCCCUUUUAACUAGGAUCUUUGGUUAUCAGGACUAAUUAAUUAGACUACCAAAUUAAAAAAAAAAUUAUUCAAAAUAUUCUUUGCAUGAUGAUAGAGAGAGUUUAAACAUUAAAGAUAGGUACACAGUUCAGAAUAUAAAAAAUAAAUACAAAAAUUACAAAGUUAUUGUUUAUAUUUGUGUGUACAAUAGUAAAGACUACAGUGAGUGCGAGUUUACUGGGAAGGUACACCGCGAUGUGAUGACUCAUUCAUGCCGUAAGCGGUGAGAUGUAGUCUACAGGUGAAGUAUGUGUUUUGAACGUGUCUUGUUUGAUGUAAAAGAAGUUUUCUGUUACUUUAUUUUUUUUUUCUUCAGAAUUCUACUGUUAGCCAGGAUUUCUGUUAAUAUGUCAGCUCUGUUCCUAGUUAAUCUGACUCGAAGGUUCUAUUUUGUAAGAAUAAUACUGUCAGCACUUAGCGAAAUUAUCCAAUCUGUCGUUGCAAAACCCUAGCCACAGCAUCGAUAGUUCCGGAGCUACACAAUAAUUAAUUUAAGAUGCAUAACUGCGAGUUGAUGCAUUGGGACACACUCAAGAAAGGAUUUAGCUGCAUUUCGACCUGUCGGAAGUAGGCAGUCAGUCGGUUAGAGAAAUAACCCAGUCCUUCAUCGUGAGGCCCUAGUCUGUAACUUCUGAAGAACAGCUUAAUCUAAGUUUAUGAACUGCCCAGCAUACUUGUAUUAAGUGCACUGCUAUAUUUAUAAACAAAAAUGUGCUCGCACUGCCCGGCUCAAUGUUAGAUCGUAGGAUAGAUUUCUCUCACCCAUCCACAACUUUUUUUGUAUUUUAUUUUUACUACAGCCCUAUCACACUGAAGUCAGUCCCACACAGCCGAAGUGGUUGUAGGCCCUUUUUGGUUCAAAAGGGAGAUGUUACGGAGUAACUUCACGUGCCAGACCAAGACCUAUACACUGUCUGGUAAGCGUGAAAACUACCAGUGUCGUCACUCCUCCCCCCUUCACCUUCAUAAAGAGGAGGGAACAGGGGCAAAGCGAAUUUGAACCCCGACGGCCAUUUUAUGUAAAUGUGGCAGGCAGCAUUAAACCAGCGAAUGCACCGGAGGAAACCUGCUGCCUGUAGUUAGAUGAUGGCUCACCCGAUGGCCAGAAAGGGAGCAGGGAGUGGUGAUUUGAAUGACAGCUCAAGACUACCGCCGCUCGUAGCCAGGCAGCUUGUCGAGUCGUCUUUUCUUAAGCAGUUUUGAUAACCUUUAUCACAGUGUGAGCCAGGGCGAUACCGUAUGCUUUGUGACUUCCGCGUAAUGUGAAAUUUUUCGCCUGCCUACUGGUGCGACACACUGAGCCAUGAGAAUGGCUCGUCCAUUCUCUGAUGCCAGUUUCUUCCAAGUCUGGAGUCUUCUAAAGUUGCCCAGCCACGACUGACUUCGGCUGGUCUGGUCCACGAGUCGGUAUUUGAUACUUCCGACUACCCCAACUGCUCAUCACAGCUGUGGCCCCCUGCUAUCCGCCACCCGCGGGACGCGCUCAGUAGCAAGCAGUCGCUGAGUCCAGUAACAGUACACAAUGCAUCAGGCCCCACUUCCAGAGGCCCACCGCCGGGCGUAGCUAAGGGGGGAGAAAUGCCUGUGCACACAGCGGAAGAUCUUACGAACGUUCCCCUGCUGAUAUUUUAGCAGGAACCCCUGACGGAGCAGUUGGGUAACUGCUGGUGAUGUGCACACUGCGAGGUUCCGGAUGAGCUCACCCAUCCUCAACGCCAGGGCGGUGGUCGGUAUCGGGAAGCUGCUAUACUGUGGUUGGCAUUAAGCUCAGGGCUCAGCCAACCACUGAGCAUUAUGGUGAUCGGUGCUCAAGCACCAUUUUAGGGCAUUUAAAUUUCUGUAUCUCGUCGGGAUCGUAAUUACAAGAGAUGAAACAAGUGGGUUUUGAUGUUAUUCACAUUUCUCAUAAAACCUUUUUCAUCGUUCGGCCUUAGAAAUCAUGGAAGGUUUCUGUGUUCGUCUCGUGAAGUAGUUCCUCUGCUGGGAUGUAUCUCGUGGUGUCUUUAGCAAUGCGAAUAUAUCUGAUUUGUAUUCACUGUAAUUUCAAGAGGUAUGUUUUGGCUGCAGUUGCCCAUACUGGGGCUGUUUACGUAAUUACUGGUCAGAUGAGGGAUUUGUAGAGCAGCAGUCUAUUUUGUACUAUACUCCCGACGUUCUUCGGUAGAGUGCACGUUUUCUGCUGUGUGCCUUUCCCCUGUUUGAUUCUAUGUAGGUCCUCCACAAUAGUUUUUGAUCCAAUAGGACACCGAGGUAUUUCGCGACAUCCUCGUGGGAAAUGUGAUCUUCAAACAGGGUAGGUUGUGGCUGACGAUUUACUGGCGGCAGGUUUUUACGAGAAAACACCACUGACUCUGAUUUUGUAGUGUUUAUCUUUAUUCCCCAAGCCAUUCACAACUGCCGCAUCGCAGUGGGCGCGAUUUACAGUCGUCAGUGACUAAACUUAGGUUGAGCAGUCAAAUUUUAGAGUACCUACUGGUUUAUCUAACACGCAAGGCAUAAUAGCAUAAUACCAUUAUUGUUCACUUUCAGAUUUCUUGCGUUUUGGCUUACAUUUUCGACACCAUGUUAGAAGUGAAAUUUGCCAAAAAAAAAACUUAGAGACAGAAUUUAUGUGCAAAGAAGGCUAUGAUUCUGUUUU
Molecule: messenger RNA, 16825 nt
Organism: Bacillus rossius redtenbacheri
Lineage: Eukaryota; Metazoa; Arthropoda; Insecta; Phasmatodea; Bacillidae
Exons: 9
Coding region: 224-7333 (2369 amino acids)
Molecular function (GO): RNA binding
Source: RefSeq, a predicted model, not a curated record